AUGCUGUCCAUGACGUACAGCGAGAGCCUGAGGAGCGUGAGCAGCAGGUGUCACUCGGACUGGGCCCUGCACCCCGUCCGCCAGACCGACACGCUGGAGCUGCAGCGGCUGCGGGAGGUGCGGGCGGCCGCCCAGGCCAGGAACAUGGAAAGCUUCCUGCGCAUGCACGGCCUCUCCCUGGACGGCUGCACCGCCCGGCGCACUGGCAUGAAGUACCGGAACCUGGGCAAGUCGGGCCUGCGGGUCUCCUGCCUGGGGCUCGGAACAUGGGUGACCUUCGGAGGCCAGAUCACUGAUGAGAUGGCAGAGCAGCUAAUGACCUUGGCCUACGACAAUGGCAUCAACCUCUUCGAUACCGCAGAAGUCUAUGCGGCGGGCAAAGCUGAAGUGGUGUUAGGAAACAUCAUCAAGAAGAAGGGAUGGAGACGAUCCAGCCUCGUCAUCACCACCAAGAUCUUCUGGGGAGGAAAAGCCGAGACGGAGAGGGGCCUUUCCAGGAAGCACAUAAUAGAAGGUCUGAAAGCUUCCUUGGAGCGGCUGCAAUUGGAGUAUGUGGAUGUGGUAUUUGCCAACCGCCCAGACCCCAACACACCCAUGGAAGGGGAUCCAUUUAGUUCCUCCAAGUCAAGGACUUUCAUCAUAGAAGAGACUGUGCGUGCCAUGACUCACGUCAUUAACCAGGGGAUGGCCAUGUACUGGGGCACAUCGCGCUGGAGCUCCAUGGAGAUCAUGGAGGCCUACUCCGUGGCCAGGCAGUUCAACCUGAUCCCGCCCAUCUGCGAGCAGGCGGAGUACCACAUGUUCCAGCGGGAGAAGGUAGAGGUGCAGCUGCCGGAGCUCUUCCACAAGAUAGGAGUGGGCGCCAUGACCUGGUCCCCUCUGGCCUGCGGCAUCGUUUCCGGAAAGUACGACAGUGGCAUCCCGCCCUACUCUAGAGCCUCUUUGAAGGGCUACCAGUGGCUGAAGGACAAGAUCCUGAGUGAGGAGGGCCGGCGCCAGCAGGCCAAGCUGAAGGAACUGCAGGCCAUCGCCGAGCGCCUGGGCUGCACACUCCCCCAGCUGGCCAUCGCCUGGUGCCUGAGGAACGAAGGGGUCAGCUCCGUGCUCCUGGGUGCUUCCAGCGCAGACCAGCUGAUGGAGAACAUUGGAGCAAUACAGGUCCUUCCAAAACUGUCGUCUUCCAUCAUCCACGAGAUCGAUAGUAUUUUGGGCAAUAAACCCUACAGCAAAAAGGACUACAGAUCCUAAGAAGCC
Budorcas taxicolor (takin) is the source of this 1254-nucleotide messenger RNA. It is a transcript of the gene KCNAB2, whose product is annotated as potassium voltage-gated channel subfamily A regulatory beta subunit 2. Gene Ontology annotation, cellular component: membrane; juxtaparanode region of axon; extrinsic component of cytoplasmic side of plasma membrane. Lineage: Eukaryota; Metazoa; Chordata; Mammalia; Artiodactyla; Bovidae. The transcript is spliced from 15 exons. Gene Ontology annotation, biological process: regulation of potassium ion transmembrane transport; transmembrane transport; regulation of action potential. The record is from RefSeq and is a predicted model, not a curated record. Bases 1 to 1248 code for a protein of 415 amino acids. Gene Ontology annotation, molecular function: transmembrane transporter binding; potassium channel regulator activity; voltage-gated potassium channel activity.